AACCCAUGAAGAAGCUCCUCGGCGCGCUCAUCGCUGCUUCCGCGGCCAGCUUUUCCGUGCUCCCCAACGCUUGGUCUGUAGAACUGGCACCACCGGCCGGCUGGCCCGACGACCUGAAUACGACCGCGCGGACAUCGUCUCUUUUUACCACGGUGCCGGAAGUCAUCGCUUCUUAUGUCACGGUGCCGGAAGACUGCGACAAGACCGUAAACGGCCGGUCCUGCAAGGACAUGAUGGAUAUGGCUUGCGAUUGCCUGCCUGCAGCCUGGCGUGCAGCAUGUGGCACCUGCUGCAGGCCACCAGGAAACGGACCAGGUCAAGCGUGCGACCCCAUCAACAACAACCAGUCCCGGAUGUGCACCUUUAAUAUUCUGUAUGGUAAUGGCCUCGACCCUUGCAGUUCAUGCGCAUGCAAAGAAUGUUCCUUGUGCCUCCAGUAGACCUGCUCACACUCUGCGGACUUGGACAAGCGGGCUUGUGUGCGCAGCUGUCGAAGGAAGUGGGUCAGAGCGACCAGUUGCCGGCCGCGUGGCGGUGCGCGACGACGUAAGGUACGUGGUCGGGCCUGGGCGCGCCCGGGAGCAGGGGUCGGCGCCGGCCGGCAAGCUAGCAGGGACACCUGUGGCUACGGACCACCGACGGUCCAUGACUUCCGACUCCCCCCUCCCAGACCUUUGCUAAUUCCGUCUUAGCGACGUGGGCGUUAGCUCUCGGAGGGUGUAGAUGGGCUUCGGGCAGAAGUGAAAUUUUGCUCCUGUGU
Molecule: messenger RNA, 760 nt
Organism: Emiliania huxleyi CCMP1516
Lineage: Eukaryota; Haptophyta; Isochrysidales; Noelaerhabdaceae
Exons: 1
Coding region: 6-440 (144 amino acids)
Source: RefSeq, a predicted model, not a curated record